Symsagittifera roscoffensis is the source of this 851-nucleotide messenger RNA. Its product is annotated as superoxide dismutase [Cu-Zn]-like. The transcript has 2 exons. Gene Ontology annotation, biological process: superoxide metabolic process. NCBI's taxonomy places the organism in Eukaryota, Metazoa, Xenacoelomorpha, Acoela, Convolutidae. Bases 3 to 521 code for a protein of 172 amino acids. Gene Ontology annotation, molecular function: copper ion binding. The record is from RefSeq and is a predicted model, not a curated record.
AAAUGAAAGCAGCGUCCUAUAUUUUUCAGAUAAAAAAUUUGACCUCAACCGCGAUGCCCGUGAAAGCAGUUUGUGUUUUGGGAAACAGUUCUACAGGAGUACAAGGGACCAUCACAUUCGAACAGGAGUCGCAAACGUCGGCAGUUGUGCUCAAAGGAGAGAUCUCUGGGUUGACACCGGGUAACCAUGGGUUCCACGUGCACGAGUUCGGAGACAAUACUAACGGAUGCACGUCGGCAGGUGGACAUUUCAACCCUUACAAGAAGCAGCACGGAGCUCCAGUUGACGAGAGCAGACAUGUGGGGGACCUUGGAAAUGUAAUGGCAGGAGAAGACGGAAUUGCCAAGAUAGAAAUUGAAGAUACCUUGGUGCAACUGAUCGGCGAACACAGUGUAAUCGGUAGGAGUCUGGUUGUUCACGCUGACGAGGAUGACUUGGGAAAAGGCGGAUACGAAGACUCCCUGACCACGGGGCAUGCCGGCGGCCGCAUGGCAUGUGGUGUGAUUGGCAUCGCCAAGUAGAGCAACUGGGGGAGAAGAGAGGUGGGAACUGAAGAUAACCGAUCUUACUUCUUAGAAUUGUAAUCUACUAGGAUGUAUCACUCCAUAUCCAGAACCUCAAAAGCAGAUGAUGAUCAUCGGCAAACUACGUAGAAAUAAAAAACCAACUUAACCGAAUUGAACUGAACUCAGAUUUGAUGACAAACUACACUGCAUUCAACCGUUGAAGCAUCUGACAGAUGUUUGUUGAAUGUAUGGUCAAAUAUGUUAAAUAAAUGCUGCUUUGGUUUAAAACAUUAUUUCCAGUAGAAAUUAAUCUAAUGUGUACAAAAUAUAUUUACAUCUGAACCA